CCGCAGUUUUGCAGCCUUCCUUCGUAGCGCCAUUCCCGAUGAGCAGCUCGUCCCUAGAUCCGAAUACAUGGGUGCCGCCGGUUUUUGACUGGUCUUCUCCAGCCCGCGGCAGUCGCAUGCAAGGUCCGACGUCGGUUCCGGCAUCGCCCUCAUGCCUACAAUUUUGCGACCCCACUUUUGUCGGUGCGCAGGGAGUAGCGCCUCCAACAACUGCUCCAGUGCACCGUCGGCCAGCAGUGGCUCCGGUCUCCUCUUUGGAGGCUAUUGCACAAGCUAUGGGUUUUUCGACUCCCAAUGUUACUCAUAUUGUCACCACAAAGCUUGAUGCGGUUGCAGAUUAUCUUCCUUGGCGCACACAAUUUGAGUCAUUCCUAGUCUCACACGGCUUAAUGGGUAUUCUUGAUGGUACGAUUACUGCUCCUUCUCAAUAUAUUUUUGAUAAUCUUCGUCUAGAGAUUGUGAACAACGAGUAUUAUUAUUGGUUAAAGCUAGAUCAAACAGUUCGUUCUUGGCUGUUUGCUACUUUAUCUCGUGAUAUACUUGUUGAGGUUCACACUCUCCAGACCUCUGCUACCAUAUGGAAUCAUCUAGAGUCUCGAUUUAUGGCUGCUAGUAUGGCUCGUUCAAUGGAAUUAAAAAGAAUGUUCUCAGCUUCCAAAAAGAAAGAAAAUCAGUCCAUUGAACAGUACAUGCGUGAAAUUCAAAAAAUUGCGGAUGCCCUAGCCACAAUUAAUUCCCCGGUGUCUAUGAAAGAUCUACUUGAACAAACUCUUUUGAGACUUGGUCCGGAUUAUGAGUCCAUCAUUACUACCUUGACUACUUUUCCUGAGGGUCUCACUUUUGACAAACUACGGACCAAGUUCAUGGAGCAAGAGAACCGCUUACGCUACCUUCGUGCUCAAGAAACCAUGCACCAACCUGCGGCGUUUGCUGCUCAGCCUGCGGCUCCGGCGGUAGCACCUGCACCUGGGGGAGAUCCUCGCGGCGGCAAUAUCUUUAAUCGCGGCCGAGGUCGCCGCGGCGGACGAGGACGGGGGCAGCGAGGGCGCGGCCGAGGAUAUGGACAGCAGUAGCACCUGUACGGUGCUCCGGGUUACGGCCAGCAGGGCGCCUACCAUCAGCCACGACCCGGACAGCCUCCAGCCGGGUAUUUUCAGCAGGGUUAUUACCCGGGUUCGCCAGCUCCUACACGACCAGGUUCAGUUAUAUGUAAUACGGUUUUUUCAUCGUUAUAUACGCAUCCCUAUUUUGUUGCUGGUACUAACCAUGGUUAUGCAGGCUCACCGUUAGUAGAUGGACAGUUUGGUUCCUUUCCCCCGCCAGUUGUUUGUCAAAUUUGCUAUUCUCCGGGUCAUUAUGCAGUGUCUUGUCCGUCCCGUUUUAAUCAGCCUACUGCUUCAGCACUUGUUGCACCCAUGGGUGACCCAAAUGACGUUGUCUGGUUUCCAGACUCCGGUGCUUCUGCGCAUAUGACCCCUCAGGAAGGACAAAACCACGAGGGGAAUCCUUCUUCAAGCUUCCAGUAGCGGCAGUCUCUAUCCCAUUCGUUUGUCUUCUUCCCCGGCUCUGGCUCUUGCUUCUAGUGUGGCGAAUGGAUCUCUGUGGCAUCGCCGUCUCGGACACUGUGGUAGUAGAGUUUUAGAUGGUCUUAGAAAAUCUGGUCAAAUUUGUAGUGUGUCCUCUUUUACUCAUGAUUGUUCUUCGUGUCGAUUGGGUAAAUCUCAGAGAUUACCCUUUCAAGAUGUUUGUCAUUAUGCUACUAAACCAUUAUUUUUAAUACAUUCAGAUGUGUGGCAAUCUCCAGUUUUAACUU
Cuscuta europaea is the source of this 1813-nucleotide messenger RNA. The record is from the annotation of a GenBank genome assembly. NCBI's taxonomy places the organism in Eukaryota, Viridiplantae, Streptophyta, Magnoliopsida, Solanales, Convolvulaceae.